AUGCUCUGUUGCAUGCGAAUUUGUGUUUGCGGGGAUGAGGGAACUGGAAAGUCCAGCCUUAUUACCUCCCUCGUAAAAGGCGUGUUUGUGACGAACAAGAUCCAGCCCAUUCUGCCACAGAUCACUAUCCCUCCUACCAUUGGAACCCCCGAGAAUGUUACAACGACAACGGUGGUCGAUACCUCUGCUGUGCCGCAAGAACGGAGCAACUUGGCUAGAGAAAUUCGGAAAUCGAACGUGAUAUUGCUUGUCUAUUCUGAUCACUAUAGCUAUGAGAGGGUUGCGCUUUUCUGGCUGCCCUAUUUCCGCUCUCUCGGCGUGAAUGUGCCUGUCGUGCUGUGUGCCAACAAGUCCGAUCUUGCUGCCGAUCAUACCGAGACGCAAGUCAUCGAGGACGAGAUGUUGCCGUUGAUGUCAGAGUUCAAGGAAAUCGAUUCAUGCAUUCGGACCAGUGCCCGAGAACAUCGUAAUGUCAACGAGGCCUUUUUCCUUUGCCAGAAAGCGGUCACACACCCUAUCGCACCCCUAUUCGAUGCAAAGGAAUCAGCCUUAAAACCGGCGGCUGUCGCCGCGUUACAACGCAUCUUCUACCUCAGUGAUAAAGACCGGGACGGUUAUCUCUCAGAUAAAGAGAUAAAGGAUUUUCAGAUGAGGUGUUUUGAGAAACCUCUGAGCGAAGAAGACUUGGUCCAUAUAAAAGAGACAAUUCAGAAAACACAUCCUGACUCUGUGACGCCGUCCGGGAUAGAUUGCCGGGGAUUUAUUCAUCUGAACAAGAUGUAUGCCGAGAAAGGACGCCAUGAAACAGUUUGGAUCAUACUUCGCGCAUUUCAGUACACCGAUAGCCUUUCGUUGCAAGAGAGCUAUCUCCACCCAAAGUUUGAGGUGCCUCCGUUUGCAUCAGCGGAAUUGUCUCCUGAGGGCUAUCGGUUCUUUGUCAACCUUUUCCUUCUCUCAGACAAAGACAAUGAUGGUGGACUCAACGAUGCCGAGUUAGCAUCAUUGUUCGCACCCACCCCUGGAUUGCCGCCCUCUUGGGCUGACGGCUCAUUUCCUUCAUGCACUGUCAGAAACGAGGCUGGCCAUGUCACUCUUCAGGGCUGGCUAGCACAGUGGAGUAUGACAACCUUUACUUCUCCCAAGACGACUCUGGAAUAUCUAGCGUACUUGGGAUUCGAGUCUUCAGAUCGGAGCAACCCCUCCACGACCGCGGCUCUUAAGGUAACACGACCCCGUAAGCGGAGAAAACGUCCAGGACGCGUCGGUCGCAAUGUCGUCCUUGGCCACAUAGUCGGAGCUCCGGGGUCUGGCAAAUCUGCCCUUCUCGAUGCUUUUCUGUCCCGCGGAUUUAGUACCACUUAUCACCCCACAAUUCAACCGCGUACCGCAGUCAACACGGUUGAGCUUCCAGGCGGAAAACAAUGUUACCUGAUCAUGGAUGAGCUCGGCGAGUUAGAACCUGCGAUUCUUGAAAAUCAAGCGAAGCUACUCGAUCAGUGUGAUGUGAUCGUAUACACAUAUGACUCGUCAGACCCCGAUUCAUUCGCAUAUAUACCCGCUCUCAGGGCGAAGUAUCCACACCUGGAGGAGCUUCCGAGUGUGUACAUCGCACUCAAGGCUGACCUAGACCGUACAACCCAGCGCGCUGAACAUCAGCCUCAUGAAUACACAGCUCUAUUGAAUAUGCCUGGUCCGCCGCUUCAUGUGAGCGUUACCUGGAGUUCCAUUCAAGAGGUGUUUGUGCACAUCGCAGAAGCCGCAAUGGAACCGAGUACAGCAUUCCCUCGGAGCGAGGAAGACGUCGAGGGCAAAUGGAUGUCGUGGGGAAUUGCUCUCGGAGCUGUGGUUUGUGCGGGAGCUGCUGCUGUUAUGAUCUGGCGACGAGUCAGUGGUAGUGGAGUCUGA
Molecule: messenger RNA, 1905 nt
Organism: Aspergillus nidulans FGSC A4
Lineage: Eukaryota; Fungi; Ascomycota; Eurotiomycetes; Eurotiales; Aspergillaceae
Gene: gem1
Product: ERMES complex Ca(2+)-binding regulatory GTPase GEM1
Exons: 2
Coding region: 1-1905 (634 amino acids)
Biological process (GO): phospholipid homeostasis; heme transport; mitochondrion inheritance
Cellular component (GO): mitochondrial outer membrane; mitochondria-associated endoplasmic reticulum membrane contact site; ERMES complex
Molecular function (GO): mitochondrion-endoplasmic reticulum membrane tether activity; GTPase activity; GTP binding
Source: RefSeq, a predicted model, not a curated record